AUGCAACUCCUCAGAUACUUUCCACGCGCUCGACUGACCGGCCUAGCUGAAUUGAAUCGACCCACUUUCACGUCCACCACCAACACAAAGCACUAUUCGUCCACACCGAACGACAAGAUGGCAGACUCGCAGUCACAUGAAGAGGAGAAGAAAGGGACACCUCUGGGCCUGCCUGAACCGCCUGCCGACGGGAUUAAGCUGGACGUUAGCUCUGGUGAAGGCGUAGCUCUGGACCACCUUGGACCCAUGGUCGUCAACAAGGAUGGCACAAUUUCGAGAAUCACAAACUGGGACAACAUGGCAGAGAUUGAAAAGAAGAACACUUUGAGGAUACUACAGAAGAGGAACAAACAACGCCUGGAGGCUCUCAAGCAGGCCGGCGAAGAUGAAAGCAAGUGA
Molecule: messenger RNA, 399 nt
Organism: Aureobasidium subglaciale EXF-2481
Lineage: Eukaryota; Fungi; Ascomycota; Dothideomycetes; Dothideales; Saccotheciaceae
Exons: 1
Coding region: 1-399 (132 amino acids)
Source: RefSeq, a predicted model, not a curated record